AGGAAGUCUAUGUUGUAUUAUUUUAUACUCUGCGUAACACUGCUCUCUAACACAUGUGGACUGACUGAACGUGAAUCUUUUAGGUUUGCAUCUGUCAGCCAUGAUCUAAAAUACUGAUGUUUUCCUGGCUACAAGGCGAAGGCACACCAGUUUGUUUCAGUACUGUCAUAUGAUUUAGUGCUGAAUUCAGGAAGUGAAUCAACUCAACAUGGCAUCCCUGCUGCUCUUCGGAUCACUGCUUUUACUCUCAGGAGUGGCUCAAGGGUCCAAUAACUCCAUCCCUCUGGUCAUAUGGCAUGGAAUGGGUGAUAACUGCUGCAACCCUCUGAGCAUGGGUGCUAUUAAGAAAAUGGUGGAAGAGGAGCUGCCUGGUAUAUACGUGCUGUCUCUCAUGAUUGGAAAGACUCUAAAAGAGGACACAGAAAGUGGAUUUUUCAUGGAUGUUAAUGAGCAAGUGGCCUUUGCGUGUGAUAAAAUAGCACAGGACCCUAAAUUGAAGGGAGGAUACAAUGCAAUGGGCUUCUCUCAGGGCGCACAGUUUCUACGUGCUGUGGCACAGAGAUGUCCUUACCCUCCAAUGAAGAAUCUCAUCUCAGUUGGUGGACAGCAUCAAGGAGUUUAUGGUUUGCCUCGAUGCCCUGGUGAGAGUUCUCAUAUUUGUGACUGGAUCCGGAAGGCACUGAACUCUGGGGCCUACACAGAUUUAGUGCAGAAACACUUGGUCCAGGCGCAGUACUGGCACGAUCCACUCAACGAUGACUUGUACAAACAGCAUAGCCUGUUUCUUGCUGAUAUAAAUCAAGAGCGGGUAGUGAAUGAGACCUACAAGAAGAACCUCAUGACUUUGGAGAAGUUUGUAAUGGUUAAGUUUCUACAAGACACCGUUGUGGACCCUGUGGUAUCCGAGUGGUUUGGCUUCUUCAAAACUGGUCAGGCUAAGGAGACUGAGACUUUGCAGGAAAGUGCUUUAUAUAAAGAGGAUCGCCUGGGACUGGCAGAGAUGGAUAAAGCUGGAAAACUGGUCUUUCUUGCUAGUGAUGGAGAUCAUUUACAAUUUACUAAGGAGUGGUUCAAUGCCAAGUUACUCCCAUAUUUGCAGUAAUCUCCCAGCUGUCUGUGUUAAUAGCAGAUCAGUAACAAGAAGAGACAGAACCGAUAUGCUCACAUACCCUAAUGCUGGAUUACUUAUGUAUAUCAGUUUAAUGACACAUUAUGUACUAACUAUAAAUCAGGUCAAUUUUAUUGCACUGAUGUUUUGCUUCCUUAAGUUGACCUGAGUGAAAUCAGAUUCACCUGACCUUUAACCUGAAUUCAUAAAGCUUCAUAAUAGGUCUUAAAUUUGAGUUCAAACCUAUAAACAGUAGAAUAUUCUGUAUCUUGUGUUCAAGUGGUUGUUAACAUUUAUGGGAAAACAUUUGGACUUUUCAGCAAGAGUAGAUGAAAACGAUGUAAUUAAACUAAAUUCCAGGCAGUCACAACAUAAUUCAAAGGUUUCUAAUCUUACUAUAACAAUUUUCACAACCAUGUGACUGUGCUGAAUUUUCUGCUUGAAGUUUUUUUUUAACUUACUAGUUUUAUUUUUACAUAAAUGUUUUAAGACCCAAAUUUCAUUAUUAUUUUAUAUUACUAUCAUUUUAAAUUUUCAGUAAAAUGUAAAUUUCAGUCAAAUUAUGCAUCCCUGUUUCUUUCAAGCUUAUUUUAUUAAAUGGGCUCCAGGUUCUGGUGGAUCUGAUUUACAGAACCGACUGAUUUUUGCAAAGCCAUCAGAUUCUAAUGUGAAUGUGUACUUUAUGUGAAGGCAAUUAAUAAAAACUCAAGUUUUACUAUUCUCAUUA
Messenger RNA from Ictalurus punctatus (channel catfish), 1835 nucleotides. RefSeq names its product palmitoyl-protein thioesterase 1 (ceroid-lipofuscinosis, neuronal 1, infantile) (gene ppt1). The transcript is spliced from 10 exons. Gene Ontology annotation, biological process: receptor-mediated endocytosis; protein depalmitoylation. Gene Ontology annotation, molecular function: palmitoyl-(protein) hydrolase activity. Lineage: Eukaryota; Metazoa; Chordata; Actinopteri; Siluriformes; Ictaluridae. Gene Ontology annotation, cellular component: lysosome. Bases 209 to 1102 code for a protein of 297 amino acids. The record is from RefSeq and is a predicted model, not a curated record.